GAGAAAUUACACAAUGGUUAUUUUUUAUAUUGUAUGAAUCAUCUUAUCUCUACAUUUCAAUUAAUUAUUGGCGGAUAUAACAACAAAUUCCAGGAAAAUACCGAGUAGUCUUUCGGGGCGGAGGGAUAUAACCAUCCUCCACUCGUCAAAAUAUUGGCGUUACAGAAGAGGUACGGAAAGACCGCGCCAAAGCGCAGACAGCAAAUACAUUCCGUGAUAUCAACACAGUCCCUUGGAUUUCUUACCACCUUCUUCGUUUGCUACUAAUAGUGAACAGCUCUGCAAGUGUCCUUUCUUCAGUACUUCAAGAAGACUAAUCUUCCAAGUGCAGGAAUAAAGCUACAAGAUUCUCGUUGUACACGGCGUUUCUAAUCUUGAAAAGGACGAAGCGGCAUUUUAUUUGAGACAGCGACGGCGCGGGUGGAGUUGGCACACUGGAUUUAGUAGCCAACCGCUACCAUCGCUACGUUAGCCUUUUCGAUCAUAUUUACAUAGGAUUGGAUCGGAAUCUACCUUUUAAGAUAAACAAGAAUUUCGUCCGUCUUCCGUUCGAAUAUGUUGUUGUCAAAAUUUGGCUCAUUUCCGCACAUUUACAACCCUUCGAGCAUGGACCAUUUACCGGUGAAAAUACAACUCCAGCCAGGUAUGAACCCACUGUCAUUCUUCGUGCUGUACAUUGCCAGAAACAAUGCACUGUUUAGCGAACUAGCGUUAUGUUGCAGUCAUUCAUACUUCCUAUAAUGAAAUAAUAAUUGUAUUUUACUAACUCUAAAACCCUGUGCGUGAAACUAUUUAAAUGGCUUCGUGCCGUGGAUAUGCACGCCAACGCCGGUUUUUAUUACAAACAUAUAGCUAGCUAGUAUUGUAACUGUCUGCAAAGGCUAGUCAACGGCUGCGACUCGACUGGCUAUCUUGCAGUGUGAAAGACGAGGCUGUCGUGUAUGCUUAUCUGCUCUCAAUUUAAUGUUUCUCAAGUUAAAGUGGAAAAGGAGCCGUUCGAAAAGGUUUACACAGUGGGAUCCGUGCUGGGCAGCGGUGGAUUCGGCACAGUCUACGCCGGUAGUCGGCUCUCCGAUGACGCACUGGUAAGAAUAUGAAUGUUUUGAUCUCCGCACAUGGCGCCAUCAGGCAUCUCAUCGUUAUUUGAUCUCUUCGUUAUUUACUAACUUCGUUGUUGCUACAAUGUAUCUAAUGUGUCUUUUUUUUCUCUCCCGAAAUUAGGUUGCAGUGAAACAUGUGCCGAAGGAGCGUGUGACCGAAUGGGGCACUAUUGUAAGUAUUACCACUCCGGUUUGUUUAGGUUUUUCACCCAUGCUAGUUGUCAUGGUUUGAUAAUUGAAUCGAUUCUAGGUCACUCAACUCAUUUGUGAUUCAUAUUGUUUUACAGAGUGGUGUGGUGGUGCCUUUGGAGAUUAUUUUAUUGAAGAAAGUCAGUUCGUCGUUUCGAGGGGUUAUACAACUCCUGGAUUGGUAUGAACGACCAGACGGCUGGUUGAUUGUUAUGGAACGACCGGAGCUGGUCAAGGAUCUUUUCGAUUUCAUAACGGAGAAGGGCGCUUUGGAUGAGGAGACUGCGAGGGGAUUUUUCCGUCAGGUUUUGGAGGCUGUCCGCCACUGUUACAGCAGCGGGGUAGUUCACAGAGAUAUCAAAGAUGAAAAUCUGCUUGUAGACCUACGCACUGGGGACCUCACGCUUAUUGAUUUUGGUUCAGGGGCGAUUCUCAAGGACACAGUCUACACUGACUUUGACGGUACGUACCCUACCCUGACUCAAUGCAAUGGCUCGGUUGUAUUUUCUGGUUUUGUUUUUGAAGGCGCUUUCAGCAAUAUUUGUUUGACAGGUUAUUUUAUACUGUUUUUGUUUACUCGUUAGAUUUGGAGUAUUUUUGACUUUGGUAUAGAUAGCUACUCGCCUUAGAUCGUGAGCUGGUAAUUUCUCUUCCCCCUGUAUUGGCGGGUGUGUCCACAAGACGCUGUGACGCAGUGGUUUGUUUUUGAUACUUACAUUUUUACAUUUACAUUUUAGUCAUUUUGCAGAUGCUCUUAUCCAGAGGGACUUACAGUUAGUGAGUGCAUACAUUUUCAUACUUCAGAGUUUUCCCUCGGGCUGUAACAUUAUCAGCGAGGUUUAGGAGUGAUUUUUUUUAUAAAUAGGCCGAUCCUUAUUCAUUUUGCUUGUCCCUAUGUAGUUAUUUAUAAAGGUGCUUUAAAUUAUGGCAUAUUAGUCAAUAAGAUAGCACACUAGAGUAGUAAAAUAGGUUAUUGUUAUAUGUUGAUAAUUGUCUGUUAUGUUACAUUAAAUGCUAAUUUCAAAGCCUUUAGGUAAUGGCUAUUGGGCCAGCUGCCACGUAACAUCUGUUUGUUUUGAAACCUGAGCUUGGGCUGAUUCAUGUCACGUGAUGGCUCAAAUUGCGCAUUCGAGUUUUUGUUUGGUAUCCAAGUUACUCAUGCCCAGAGUGAGGUGGGUCAACCAGUUUCAUAGAGAUUUGUUGUGAAAAAGAAAAAGGCUUUUUAACGCCAGUAUAACAUCCUUGUUUUAGAUGGAAUUACACUUGCCAUGUUCAGCGUUAAUAGAGACAUUAUCUGACUAUUUUUAAGUAUCCAUAAAUUAUAAUAUCUUACAAAAUCCAACAGUAUUGCAAUAUAGUCCUAUUUAUGUUAUUAUUGUCACAUGAAAUGCCCCAAAUAAACUUUUUUGAUGUUAUUAUAGAAGUAAAACAUCACUAAUCACCACCCCCUUUUCUCCUCCAGGUACAAGAGUAUAUAGCCCGCCAGAGUGGAUCCGCUUCCAUAGAUACCACGGGCGCUCGGCUACGGUGUGGUCGCUAGGGGUGCUACUGUAUGACAUGGUCUGUGGAGACAUCCCCUUUGAGCAAGACGAGGAAAUCCUCCGGGGGAGACUGUACUUCAGGAGGAGAGUGUCUAAUGGUGUGUACUACCUCCAAUAUACAACCUACUAUCAUAAACACACAUUGCUUAACACUCUAAUCUAAGAACAUAUUUCUAAACACGUUCUAUUUCAUUUCUUCCUGUGUGUUCCUAUACCCCUCUCUAUCUCCCUCUUGAGAUUCUCCCACAAAAUAAAAUACUCAUCCAUGUUUUCCCCUUUUCUCUCCCUCCUUCCAGAGUGCCAGCAGCUGAUCAAGUGGUGCCUGUCGUUACGGCCCUCAGACAGGCCUACUCUGGAACAGAUCCUGGACCACCCGUGGAUGCGCUUGGCUGGGGAGGUGUCGAUGUCCUCCAAGCCUGAGGAUGGGGACAUCCAGCUGAGGACCAUCGACACAGACACGUCAUCGAGCACAAGCUCCAGCAAGGAGAGCCUUUGAAAGAGAAGAGGGGAUGAGGGGAGAGAAUGGACACGAGGGGGGACUCUGGUCCUUAUGCCCCAGCUUGGGCUGGCAGAAUUAUUGUUUCCUUUUGUAGGGAAUUAUUAUAAUUUAUUACAGUUUGUUCUUCCUUUUUAUCUUUAAUUUUAAUUUUUUAUAACUCAUUAAUUGUUUCCUAAUGUGGAACAUUUGCUGUUUGGGCGGUCUUUACCAGUGACUAUUUAUUUUGUACUUUAUUAUUUUCUAAUUUGUUAUAACGAGGCUGGUUUAUGCAUCUGGUUUAAAGCCCCCUAUUCAGACAGACGUGGCUGCUCUCAUAGAGCUUGGAGAAUACUUUAUAUUUAAAUGUUUUGAUUUGGAGUGCCUUUUUGAAAGCUGCUUCUCGGGGGCUUUUGUCAUAACUAUUUUUUUGUUAGAACCCUUUUGGGCUGGUUUGUUUGUACG
Molecule: messenger RNA, 3770 nt
Organism: Coregonus sp. 'balchen'
Lineage: Eukaryota; Metazoa; Chordata; Actinopteri; Salmoniformes; Salmonidae
Source: the annotation of a GenBank genome assembly